Molecule: messenger RNA, 5115 nt
Organism: Hemibagrus wyckioides
Lineage: Eukaryota; Metazoa; Chordata; Actinopteri; Siluriformes; Bagridae
Gene: phkb
Product: phosphorylase kinase, beta
Exons: 32
Coding region: 173-3418 (1081 amino acids)
Biological process (GO): glycogen metabolic process
Cellular component (GO): phosphorylase kinase complex
Molecular function (GO): calmodulin binding
Source: RefSeq, a predicted model, not a curated record
CGUCACAGGAUUCACACGUCCUGGUUUACGACAGUGUCGUAAAUUGGUCCUUGACAGUAAACAUGGCAAGCCUAGCUGAUGUCGGCUGGAAGCUGCUGGAGUUUAAGGCCAGAUCUAAACGUUCAGAGCUUCAGUAGUGCUGUAGUCCAGUAACUUUCGGCUAACGAACAAAAUGGCCGGCGAGUGUUCCCGUUCCCAACACAGGCUCAACAGACACGGCUCCAUUUAUGAACCUCUCAAGCUGUCCAUCCUGCACCAUGAGGAUGAGCCUCUGUGGGAGAAACUGGACCGGUUCUACAGCGCAGUAAAGUGCACUAUUCUGAACUAUCAGAGCCCCACCACGGGUCUGUUUCCAGUGAAGACCUGCUCCGACUGUAAAGAAGCUAAAGUACGAGAUUCACUUUACUGUGCUGCCAGUGUCUGGGCUCUGGCUCUGGCUUAUAGACGCAUCGAUGAUGACAUGGGCCGCACACAUGAGCUUGAACAUUCUGCCAUUAAAUGCAUGCGAGGAAUUCUCUACUGCUACAUGCGCCAGGCCGACAAGGUGGAGAAGUUUAAGCAGGACCCGAGCCCGUACACGUGUCUCCACUCGGUGUUCAACGUUCGAACAGGAGACGAGAUAUACUCCUAUAAACAGUACAGUCAUCUGCAGAUCGAUGCCGUCUCUCUCUUCCUGCUCUACCUGGUGGAAAUGAUUUGCUCUGGUCUGCAGAUCAUCUACAACACCGAUGAGGUUUCCUUCAUCCAGAACCUGGUGUUUUGCGUGGAGAGAGCGUACCGUGUCCCAGAUUUCGGCAUGUGGGAAAGAGGAAGUAAAUACAACAACGGCAGCACAGAGCUACACUCCAGUUCUGUGGGACUCGCCAAAGCGGCUCUGGAGGCCAUCAAUGGAUUCAACCUGUUUGGAAACCAGGGCUGCUCCUGGUCAGUGAUAUUUGUGGACUUGGACGCUCACAACCGCAACAGACAGACGCUGUGUUCCCUCCUACCCCGAGAGUCACGGUCUCAUAACACGGAUGCGGCCCUUUUACCCUGCAUCAGCUACCCGGCGUUCGCGGUGGACGACGACGCACUUUACAGCCAGACGCUGGACAAAAUCGUCCGGAAGCUUAAAGGCAAAUACGGCUUCAAGAGGUUCCUGAGGGACGGAUACAGGACGGCGAACGAGGACAAGAACCGCAGAUACUACAGACCUGCUGAGAUGAAGCUCUUUGACGGGAUCGAGUGCGAGUUUCCCAUAUUCUUCAUCUACAUGAUGAUUGAUGGUGUGUUCAGAGGAAACAUGGCUCAGGUGAAAGAGUAUGAAGAGCUCCUACAGGCCAUCAUUUUUCAGUCUUAUGAAGGUCAUGCCGUCAUUCCCAAGUAUUACCACGUGCCGGCGGAUUUUGUGGAGGCGGAGCAGAAGAAACACGGCAGCCAGAAACGUUUUCCGAGCAACUCGGGUCGUGACGGGAUGCUGUUCCUGUGGGGUCAGGCUCUGUACAACAUCGCCAAGCUGCUGGUGGACGGUCUGAUCAGCCCCAAAGACAUCGACCCCAUCCACCGCUACGUACCACAUCAGGACCAGAGGAACGUUAGCAUGAGAUACUCCAACCAGGGUCCCAUCGAGAAUGAUGUGGUGAUCCACGUGGCUCUUAUCGCCGAGAGUCAGAGGUUGCAGGUUUUCUUGAACACGUACGGUAUUCAGACUCAGACCCCUCAGCAGGUGGAACCCAUUCAGAUCUGGCCUCAGCAGGAGCUCGUGAAGGCGUAUCGUUUCUUGGCCAUCAAUAAGAAGCUCGGUCUAAGUGGACGUCCAGAGAGACCAGUGGGCUGCAUCGGGACCUGUAAGAUUUAUCGUAUCCUGGGGAAGACCGUGGUUUGUUACCCCAUCGUUUUUGACCUCAGCGACUUCUACCUGUCUCAGGAUGUCAUGCUGCUGAUCGAUGACAUCAAGAACGCCCUCCAGUUCAUUAAGCAGUGCUGGAAGAUGCCGGGUCGGCCGCUGUUCCUGGUUCUCAUCAGAGAGGAUAACAUCAGGGGGAGUCGCUUCAACCCUGUACUCGACAUGCUGGCCUCCUUCAAGAAGGGGAACAUCGGAGGGGUCAAAGUUCAUGUCGAUAGGCUUCAGACUCUGAUCUCCGGAGCUGUGGUUGAGCAGCUGGAUUUUCUUCGUGUCAACGAAGCAGAAAUUCCCGAGUUUAAGAGUUUCGAGGAGCUGGAGCUGCCCAAACACUCGAAGGUGAAGCGUCAGACGAGCACGCCCAACGCCUCGGACCUCGAGCAGCAGCCUGAGAUCGACAUCGAAGAGUGGAGGAACAAAUCCACACACGAGAUCCUGCAGAAGUUCAACGACUGUGUCUGUCUUGCCAGUCAGGCACAGCUCGCUAGCAUUCUUCUAAAAAAAGAAGGUCCAGACUUCUUCAGUAAAGACGAGUACAUGAAGGCCGAGUUGGAGCGAGUCUACAGGAGAGCAGGGAGCAGGAAACUCUGGUCCGUUGUACGUCUCGCUGCCAGUCUCUUAACUAAGCUAGUGGACAGCCUUGCUCCAAGUAUUACUAGCAUUUUAGUGCAUGGCAAGCAGGUGACUCUGGGACUAUUUGGACACGAGGAGGAGGUGAUCUCGAACCCGCUGUCUCCGGCCGUCAUCAAGGACAUCAUUUACAGGAAGUGCAGUCCUCACGGCGAGCGAGAGGCCGUGCUGCAGCAGGAGCUCGUCAUCCACAUCGGCUGGAUCAUCUCGAACAGCCCCGAGCUGUUCAGCGGCAUGCUCAAGAUCCGCAUCGGGUGGAUCGUCCAGGCCAUGAAACACGAGCUGAAGAUCCGCGCGGGAGACAUGCCGCCUCAGGACAUCUACCAAAUGUCACCUAGCGAUGUCAAACAGCUGCUGCUGGACGUUCUUCAACCUCAACAGACUGGCAGGUCGUGGUUGAAUCGGCGUCAGAUCGACGGCUCUCUGAAUCGUACGCCGCUCGGGUUUUACGAUCGCGUUUGGCAGAUUCUGGAGCGGACGAGUAACGGCAUCAUGGUGGGAGGUCUUCACCUGCCUCAGCAACCCACUCUGUCUGAUAUGACCAUGUACGAGAUGAACUUCUCCCUGCUGGUGGAGGACAAGCUGAAGAACAUCGUGCUGCCUGAAUACAGACAGAUCAUUGUGGAGCUCCUGAUGGUGGUGUCUCUUGUGCUGGAGAGAAACCCUGAGUUGGAGUUUCAGGAGAAGGUGGAUCUGGAUCGGUUGGUGAAAGAAGCCUUCAGUGAUUUCCAGAGGGAUCGAGGAAAAACUGACACGGCUCAGAGUGAGAAGAACAUGGAGGCGUUCUAUAACACUCCUCCACUGGGGAAGAGAGGAACCUCCAGCUACCUGACUAAAGCAGUGAUGAUCCAGCUGCUUCAGGGGGAAGUGAAGCCCUGCAAGGAUGACCCCUGCUCCGUCAGCUGAACACACUUUCUCUCUCUCUCUCUCUCUCUCUCUCUCUCUCUCUCUGUGUUCCUUCCCUCAGUCCAUCCUUCCCUCUUUAACAUGUUUAUUUUUAGCAUGUAGAGCGUACUCAGCCUUUGCACUUGCUCUUGUACAUUUUUUAAACUGCACUGUUAGACAGAGUUUUUAUUUUUUUUCAGUCCCCUGAGUGUUCAGCUCACCUCCUGACCGUUUCAUCCCACACUUUCCUCAUUUUCUCGGUUUUUCUUUAGUUUAAACCACGUAACGCUUCAGUUUAUCGAUCUGGCCUGUUGAUGACCCGGUUUAGUCACACUGUUUAAAAAUAAAACGGUUAUACAAUAUAGAGCUUUUAGUAUCAUCAUCCAGUACGCUGGUGAUGAGCGAGAUUUUAAGCGGCGUGUCGCAGAAAUAAAAUGCGACAGCACCAAAAAGAGCUAAGCUCCGCCCACCUGACGGCAUGGGUACGAUUCCCUUGGUCAUACUGUGAGAAUAUGUCCAUUUGUUCUAACUGUUUUUUAGUGAGAGCUGAGAAAUAAUAAAACAGGGUUUUAAUUAGACCAUAGCUAGCAAACUAAUUUUACCAAGCGGUUGCCAUUACUGCGUUUCUUUUAAAUGAUUAAAUUAAAUAACGAGCUGGAAGAGCUCAAUGUUUAGGAAAGAUUUUAAUGUCUAACUUGAAAUAUUUUAAGGUUGUUACAGGAGCUCAUGGGUAAUAAAACACUCAGACAUGUAACCCUUUUCAUUCAUAUCUGCUGUAUUCAUUUAACUUUCUUGCUUUGCUUUUAAAUGGUGGACCGAAUGUGACAAAAUUAAACAUUAAUAUUAUUUAUUAACUUGUUUUACUGCCUUUACUGCCGCUCUAGAAAACAAAUCAAACUAACUAAUUCAAUAGAAUUAACUGAUCCCGCCCACUGAAGGUGAUUGACAGAAUUAUUAAAACCAUGCAGUUAAUGUGCAAAUUCAUAUACAGAGUGCAAAAGUUUGUGCCCCCCAUAGGGAUUCUGAAUGUUAUAUAUAUAUAUAUCUAUGUUCAAAUACAUAUUUAUUUUUUAAUUUAAAGAAUUUCAGAGCAGGACAGUAAUCCAAAUCAUAAUAAGAAAAAAAAUCUUGACAUUUCUGCACAAAUCUGGAUCUUUAAUACUGUAACAUUUGCUAUUUGCUAGUCUCGGAAAACCGAGCACGCUGAACGUCUUUGUUGUGCUACUGCACGUUAGACCGAUUUUACUUUAUCAUUGUGUACAAGUCAUUUAUUCAUUUAUGGAGAUGUAUAAUUUUGGCUCGUUUGGUCCAGCAUAAAUAGCUCUCAUGGUUACGUCGCCUGAUUGUAAAAAAAACUAAACACUGUGAACAGAAAAGACGCUAAGGCUAGGUUUUUCCACUCCCGCCUUUGCUGAUGGAAUUUUCUGCAUGAUUGCCGGGAUACGUUUCUUUCUGCAUGUGGAUUUUUUUUGGUGCAUGAUGGAGUUUUUAAUAUGAAAUGGAACAGCAAGAUGUCUGAAGUUCAGCACUUGGUCUCGGUUAAAUACAAAAGGUUAUUCUACAGUUUUGUUUUAAAAAGAAUUUCACCGCUUUUAGCUGACCUUUCCUCAUCCUAAAGCUCGGGUGGAAUGUGUUAAUGCUCUGUGUGUGUGCUGAAUUAUUGUGUGUGUGUCUUUUACAGCUCCAUAAGACUGAAAUAAAUUCACAUCUGAAGUACA